UGGAGGAUCAAGUAUAAGGGCUGCCUUUUCUUAUGAAGAAAUAAAGUGCUGCUAUCAGCAGACACUGUUGAGAAUUCUGAACUCAACAUUGAAAAACAGUGAAAGAGGAUUUCCUCAACCUUUUGCUGGCUAUCUAAGUGAAUCAGACAUUCCUCAAAAUGAGAAAUUGGCACUGUGUUUCAAUCAAUGGACAGAACAGUCUGAUCAGCCCCAGAUCUCCAGUUCUAUUAUGGAUCUCUGUAACUCCAUGUUUAAUAGCAUGCAGAUAGAUGAGGAAAAUACGCAAGAAAUAUAUAAAAGAUUUUUAUUUCACUACUCCAGAGCUCAAGAUGCAACAUAUCCUCUUAAAGCUGGGAAAUCACAAAUGGCUGCUGCAGAAUUCACCAUGAAGAAUCAUUUGGAUGGCUUGGGACGACCCUUUUUUCUUUUCAGGCCUCGAAAUGGAAGGAUGGUGGAUGGUGGAGGAGUCUAGGCCAUUCAACAGAAUGCAAUGGAAGAUGAAAUUCAUUGGCUAGCCUCCUUGCCCUAUCAGUUUAUAUGAAGAAAAGCUGAAUGACCCAUUCUGUGUUUUAAAAAAGACAUGCUUCUCAAACACUUGAAGUUACGUACAAUAAAUGUGCAGCGAUUA
Molecule: messenger RNA, 628 nt
Organism: Heteronotia binoei (common prickly gecko)
Lineage: Eukaryota; Metazoa; Chordata; Lepidosauria; Squamata; Gekkonidae
Gene: NMS
Product: neuromedin S
Exons: 12
Coding region: 230-472 (80 amino acids)
Source: RefSeq, a predicted model, not a curated record